GCGGGGUGUCCACCACAGGGACGUUCACGGUUUGACGUAGCCAGAGACAGGCUCGAGAAGCGCCUUUCCGUUCCGGCAUAAUAGUUGUACUCGUUGGCAGAAUCUUCUCCAACACAUCGACCUCUCAAAUCGUCCAAAAUACGCGUUUAAAAUCCGUUGAAAAAGUAGAAAAUCACAUUCCCAAGGCUUCAACCAGUGCAUUUAACCUCACCCAUAGACCCAACGGGCCAAUCAACAAUAAAAUCCUCUGUACACCAGGGUUAUAUUCACGAUGGAUGAAGAAUAUGACGCGAUUGUUCUCGGCACCGGCCUCAAAGAGUGCAUUUUAUCUGGUAUGUUAUCCGUCAGUGGUAAAAAAGUGUUACACGUUGAUCGCAACAAGUAUUAUGGAGGUGAAUCAGCAUCAAUAACACCACUGGAGGAUUUUUUUGCCCACUUCAAAGCACCGCCACCAGAUAAAAUGUACGGACGUGGCCGUGACUGGAAUGUCGAUCUCAUUCCGAAGUUUCUCAUGGCAAAUGGACUACUCGUGAAACUUCUGAUUCACACUGGAGUUACCCGGUACCUUGAGUUCAAGUCAAUCGAGGGCUCCUAUGUUUACAAGUCUGGGAAAAUUUCCAAAGUACCGAUUGAUCAUCAGGAGGCACUCUCCAGUGAUCUCAUGGGACUUUUUGAGAAACGACGAUUCCGUAAUUUUCUCACUUGGGUGCAGAAUAUGCAGGAGGACGAUCCCAAGACUUGGGACGGAUUUGAUCCAUUCAACAAUCCCAUGAGUGCACUCUACAGCAAAUUCAGCCUCGAGGCUAACACUCAGGAUUUUACUGGGCAUGCACUUGCACUUCACAGAAAUGAUGAAUAUAUUUCUCAACCCGCAAUCACAACUGUCAAACGCAUCAAGCUGUACAGUGACAGUUUAGCACGUUACGGUAAAUCACCGUAUCUUUAUCCCAUGUAUGGCCUUGGUGAGCUGCCACAGGGAUUCGCCAGGUUGAGUGCAAUCUAUGGGGGUACCUACAUGCUCGAUAAACCUAUCGAUGAGAUUGUCAUCGAAAAUGGCAAGGUAGUUGGGGUUCGUUCAGGCGAGGAGAUAGCCCGCUGCAAGCAGGUGUUCUGUGACCCCACCUACGUUCCUGACAAAGUGAAAAAAGUCGGCCAAGUAAUUCGUGCAAUAUGCCUGCUGAAUCAUCCACUUCCCCACACGAAUGACUCCCUCUCUACUCAAAUAAUCAUUCCCCAAAAGCAAGUGAAUCGUAAGUCAGACAUAUAUGUCUCCCUGGUAUCCUAUACUCACCAGGUAGCAGCAAAAGGCUGGUUCAUAGCCAUGGUAUCGACAACAGUUGAGACAGCCAAUCCUGAGUUGGAGAUAAAACCUGGUCUAGAUCUUCUAGGUUCAAUUGCCCAGAAAUUCGUAUCGGUCUGUGACUAUUACGAGCCAACGGACAAUGGCAUUGAUAGCCAAUUGUUCAUAUCCACGAGUUACGAUGCAACAACUCACUUCGAGACAACUUGUCUUGAUGUUCUUGAUAUAUUCAAACGCGCCACUGGCGAAGACUUUGAUUUCAACAAGGUCAAGCAGGAGCUUGGCGAUGAGGAGCAAUAAUUUUAUUUGAUUUUUUUUUUAAUAUCAAUAUCUGUCGAAUUUUCUAAUCGUGCUGCCUCAGUAAGGAAUUUAUGAAAUUAUUCAGAAUAAAACAUGGAAGAACAUGAAUGAAAGAUAAAAUGAUAAUUGAAAACAAAAUGACAAAUGUAUAUUUUAUUUACCUGUCUACAACAGUCGAUAGUCAAUCUGCAGGGAAUUCACAGAGGCACGUGAUACGGUUAAUCGACGAUUUUUAUGUGCGAUAGGUCAAUGAGAAUAUCGAAAAAAAGUUGAUUCAGUUGAAGAAGAGUUCAUUAAUUUCGAUAAUUGUGAAGGUGCGAAGGGUGCUGAGUGAAUGGCCGGAUUUUUCGGGACUUUGGGAGUGAGAACAAAUUGCUGGAGGUGGGGAAAGUUGCGUUGCGAAUUCUCGGACAAAUGGGCGUCGAAAAAUGAGAUACAUGGAAUUUAAAAAUUGUUCAUUUUUUAGAGAUUUAGCGAAAUGAACUGGAGGUGAUUUAAAGAGGAUAAAUUAGAUUAAAAAAAGUUCUGAAGCACGAGAUCAUUGUCCGUUAUGCGUGUCGCUAUCUUGAAAAGGUAUACAAAAUGGCGGUACUAGUGUCUUGUGUUUUUGAAAGUUUUUUUAUAAUUUAUCUGUUUCAGCUCGAUGUCAAGUUAGUUGUUAUAAAAAAAUUUCAGUUUUUCCUUCCGUAUUUUUCAAAGUGUUAGAUAAAAUAGAAAUUUUAUAAACUAGGGAUUUUUGGAGAGCGAUUUGCAAAAAUUCAAUUAUACAAUUCGAAAUUUAAGCGGAAAUUAAAUAAAAUUUAAUGUCUAAAAAUGCGAAAAUUCUAAUUUUAUUUACUAUGGAAUUAGUAAAUAGAUUGAUGUUAAAAUUAUUUAUCAUAAAAGUUUUAGGUAAAAAAUAAACUGAAAGUAAGGUUUUAUGAAUUCGUCCAUCAAAUUCUUAAUUUUUCAAUGUAAAAGUCUCCGAAUUCCCGAUAAAAAUUUUAUGUAAACAAAAUCAUGACGCGAUAUUUUCCCUAUGGUCCACUGAUUUUUUUUACUACCGAGGCCUCCCAUUUUAGGAAAUUUAGAUAAUAGCAAUGUGAAGGUUUAUGAGGUCCAGGGCCCACAGGGGCAGCUGACUCACGUACGCUUGGCCCUUUCCUUUCUUAGACGAUAGACGUAAACGUGACUUUACUAUUAUGUUAUAGAGAAUAAUUGCAAUGAUGAAAAUGUGGACGAAAUGUCGAGUGGAAUUCGUACUGAGAUGUGGUAUGAGUAGAGAUGCAAAAUGUGACAGUCAUGCGACGCACAAUUCAGUAGCGAAGUGGUUAAUGAGUCAAGUCAAUUCUACAUGUCAAUCAUGGUCUGGUCAAUAUCUCCGAAGCUAAGAAGGACAGCAAAAUUAUGUUCAAGAAUUUGUUGUAGAACUAAAAAAAAUCUGGAGAAAAUGUUUGAGUAGAAAUUUCGUUAUCGCCCUUCAACUUCGAUAAAAUUAAACAAGCAGUUCAGUCGAUUGAAACCGAUUGACCAUUUUGCUGCGGAAUUUUUCCAACUACAAAUGACGAUUGCUAAUAAUUAGCUAAUCAAUAAAUUACUCGCAAAAAGAACUUUAUCUCUGGGGAAGAGAUUUAUUCCGAAGGCGAAUUUUGAAUACAUGUACGAAUGACGCGUGAAUCCACAGCAAACCCUCCUGGUGUUGAACUAUCAAUUUUUAAAUGAAUACUAAUUAAUAAAUUAUUCAUGAUAUCGCGCGGGCAGUGAAGCAUUUAAUCCAGAUUCUCGUAGGAUAAUUUUUAUUUUAAUUUUUUUGUGGAGCAUAGCAAGAAUAUUAAUAAAUAAAUUGAGAGGAA
This is a messenger RNA of Diachasmimorpha longicaudata, 3432 nucleotides long. RefSeq names its product rab GDP dissociation inhibitor alpha (gene Gdi). Gene Ontology annotation, biological process: small GTPase-mediated signal transduction; vesicle-mediated transport; protein transport. The record is from RefSeq and is a predicted model, not a curated record. The coding region runs from base 272 to 1600 and encodes 442 amino acids. Gene Ontology annotation, cellular component: cytoplasm. NCBI's taxonomy places the organism in Eukaryota, Metazoa, Arthropoda, Insecta, Hymenoptera, Braconidae. The transcript has 4 exons. Gene Ontology annotation, molecular function: Rab GDP-dissociation inhibitor activity.